AGGGAGCCGUGCAGGGAGCCGGGCAGAGGCAGGGAGCCGGGCAGGGGCGCGCAAGGCGAUACCCCGGAGUCUGGGCGGAACCAGGAGUGCGGGGCUCCCGGGGCGGGGGAGCGCGGCGCGGACGGCGGACAGCCGAGGCGCCCGGACAGAGCCCGACCGCGCCGUCAGCGACGGCGUGACAGGAGCACCUGGCCAGGUUUAGCUUGUGCCGACGCUUUUGAAAGAGACCAGCUGCUCUGCUCGUACGUGGGUUGCCCUAAGAAUGCUGGUCGCUGCCCAGAACUGGUGCGCAGCUGAGUGACCGGCAAUAAAGCUCGAGAGGGGGUAGGAAUUCUCUCGCGCUGCUCAUAUUCUGGGAACUGCUGUCCUUGGUUUGUUGCUAAAAUUGCCACUCCUUUUUUUCGUUGCCCUACUCAAGCAAAGGCUUGUGUAAGGAUAAACGGGCCGCUUCUGGAUCGUCCCGUGGGCUGGAGGGCGGGAUUUGCAGUUGUGCGGCAGUGCCGGCAAAAUGAGUUUGACCUUGAAAAGACUACCUAAACUGGGUUUUGGGUAAGGUUUUUUUAGGGAGAAAACCAUCAUUUAAACGUUGCCAGGAAACUGAAUGGGGGAUGUGCCUGCUGGGGAAAAAAAAAAAAAAAAGCAAAGCAAACACCAGAAAACCAAACACAACAAACCACUUUACGAAAGUAAGAUAAGUAUCUCUGUUAGUGAUUACAUAAGUCAAGAGUUUUUAAAGAAGAUAUUCUCUUGAUUUGUCUCUAUGAAAAAAUUUCAGUGGGGCUUUGCCCCGACUGCUUUCUAGUAUCUGGAUAAUUUGUACUUUUAAAAAUGCCUAUUUAUACCAGAAUACUAAGUGAUUUUUUUACCCCAGGGGAUUAGGAUAUUAUCCAAUAUUAAGGUUUAUAUAGACUAUAUCCUGAGAUUCUAAUUUAUAAGAGGACAGCAAAUCAAGGGGAUGUCUCACUUUACAAGUGAAGAUGAAGCUCUAUUACAGUCUAUGCUUAGACAGUUGCUGCAGAGCAUAAAGGAAAAAAUUACUGGAGCCCCAUCAGUAGAAUGUGCAGAAGAGAUUCUCCUGCAUUUGGAGGAAACGGAUGAGAAUUUUCACAACUAUGAGUUUGUGAAAUACCUUAGACAGUAUAUAAAAAAUACUGUGGGACCUGUGAUUGAAGAAGAAACAGAAAAAUAUACUUCUGCUCAAAAUCAGAGUGAAAUAUCUGGCUAUGACACACUUGUCCAACAUCUUACUAAGAAGACCCGUGAAUCAAAAGAAUACCGAGAAAUGAUGCAUGCUUUGAAGAAUGUCAUGAUGGUUGUGGUAGAAUCUUUGAUUAACAAAUUUGAAGAAGAUCGGAUGCAUAAUAAAGAGCUGGAUAGUAAAACAAAGAAAGAACGUCAGAGUGGCUAUUUCACAGACAACUGUUCUGACAGUGACUCCUCGUUCAACCAAAGUUAUGCGUUCAUGAGUCAAGAACAAUUGCAGCUGCUCACAGAAAGGCUUGACCCUAUUCAGCCUAAGGAAGUUCGACAAGAAGCAUUGCAGAUGCUGUGCUUUGCCCCCCCCUCCGAUAUACUGAGCUCUGAGAAUUGGCCAAAUCUGCGUAAGCAUCUGACGAUUUCUCUGUCGGAUCCUGAUGCAACGUUCAGUGAGAAAAUUCUUAGGUUCUAUGCAAAAACCUUUUCUUCUUCACCAUUUAAUAUGACAAGAGAAGUCUAUACAAGUUUAGCAAGACACUUGGAGUUGUACUUUCUUUCUGGAGAACACUCUCUUCGUAUUUCAGCUGGUCUGGAUGUAUCUAACACAGAUAUAAAUCGUUUACUUAAAAAGGUUCGCCUUUUAAAUGAGUACCAAAAGGAAGCACCAUCUUCCUGGAUUCGGCAUCCAGAAAAGUACAUGGAAGAUGUAGUGGAGAGUACCUUGUCACUUUUGUCAGUAAAACACGAGCCUAAUCAUCCUGCCUGUCCAGAUUUUUUGGGUCCCAUGUACUUCUUAGCUCUGCUAGAUAUCAAAGCAGUAUGGUUUAAAAAGUGGACGCAUGCAUAUUACAGCAGAAGAGUGGUACUUAGGCUUUUGGAAAAGAAAUAUAAAUCCUUGAUUAAUGCAGCUGUCCAGCAAUGUUUUGAUUAUUUUGAAUUUUGCAAGGCAGAAAUUAAUAAAAGUUCCAAAGUCAGUGGCUUCUUCCAGCAGCACUGCAGUGAUAAGCAGAAUUUUUCUUACACUGGACAAGAAUUGCAGUACAUCUAUUUUGUUCAUUCACUGUGCCUCUUAGGAAGAUUGUUGAUCUAUAAGGAAGGCCAGAAUCUCUUUCCAGUACAGCUGAAAAAUAGAAAAGAUAGUGUAUCCAUUACCGAUAUGUUGGUGUUAUUUACUCAGCUUAUUUAUUACUCUCCAAGUUACCCAAAGACAGCUUUGACAGCACAUACAGACAGUUAUUCUCCAGAAGGUCUUGUUAUGGAGAUUCUUCAGGUUUUUUGUGAUCAAACAGGAUGUGUGGCUGAAUGUUUAUAUACAGAUGCAGUGAUAGAUGCCCUACUUCAUCCUGUUCAAAGUUUGCUGAGUGGCACAGAGGUGUGUAUAAAUUGUCUUGAAACCACUUUGUUUGAUGUAGCUGAUAUUUUGGCAAGGAUUACUGCUUCAGAAGAUGGUCUUUCUCUUCUUCUGUAUGGAGAAAAUGAAAAAAAUUCCAAAGAUAGUCCUACAGCUGCUCAUGUAAUUGUUCAGUUCACAAAGAAACUUCUUCAUGAUGACCUUUCUCUUUUAUCUGGAUCCGAGCUUUUGCCAGUUGUUAAAGGAGCUUUCAUUUUUAUAUGUCGUCAAAUGUACAGAACUUGUGAAGGCCUGCAGAUGUUAAUUCCUUAUGGCUUGCAUGAAUCUAUUGCAGAGGCCUGGAGAAAGACAAAUUUGCUUUCAGAAAGAGUAUCUACUCCUGUAGCUGGUGCAGACUCGACUUCAUCAAUAAGUCUGGAGUCAAAAAACACUUUGUUAUGGGAAGAGACUUUGUUAGACGCCUUGCUAAAUUUUUCUAUGACACCCAAAGGAUUAUUUCUGCUUCAUAGUACAGGUGCCAUGAAUGACUGUGUGAACUUUAUGUUCAGCAGUUUAUUAAAAAAAAUCCAGACAAAUGAAUAUGAAGAGCUUGGUAAUCAGGUGAUUGUUACACAAAUGGCAACAACACCAAUGGGUGCGGUAGCUCUACAGAGUUCAGGCUUUAUAAAGGCACUUGUAACUGAACUGUGGUCUCUUUUGGAGUGUGGAAAAGAUGAUUUGAGGAUUACGCAACCCAAAUCUGCUCCAGUUGACCCUAUUGACCAAAGCUGUCAGAAGUCUUUUUUGUCUCUGAUAAACUUGCUCACUUACCCUGCAGUUUUUGAGCUCCUGAGUAAACAAAAUAUGCCAAAUAAACCAAUGUAUUCAUUCCGUGAAGUACCCUCAGAUGUUAUUGAUAUCAUUGACAGGCUUAUAAUUUUAAAUUCAGAAGCUAAAAUUCAUUCCUUAUUCAGUUAUGAACAAUCCCAUAUAUUUGGUCUGAGGUUGUUAAAUGUGCUGUGCUGUGAGCUCAAUACCCUUUUACUCUUGGAGACUCAGUAUAAAGUGUCACAAGUUUUACUGACUGCUCAGGAGGAAAACGUCACAGAAACUUCAGAAGGACCAGGAGUUUUUAUAAUUGAUGGUCUGUCAGUGGAGAGAAACCACAUUCUUGUAAGAAUAAAUCUGAUUGGAGGACCACAGGAAAGGAUUUUGCCUUUGAGAGCACUAGAUAAGGGCAGUGAUCCAUAUCCUUGGCCAAUGUUUUCAUCGUUCCCUUUGCCAAAGUGCUAUCUUGCAGGAAUUCCUAGGAAAGCUGAAUUCAGACAAGGUACAUACAAAGCAUAUAACGAUCUUGACAAGCUCUUGACACUCUUGAAAAGUCCAGAGAAGCCAACCGGGUGGGCAGAAAAUUGUAGAAAACAGUUCUGCAAAGUCAUGAAAGCCAGAUCGGAUAGUAUCAGUGGACCAGUUUUGGCAGAAUUAAUUGAAAAGUUCGUGUCACAUCUUUCUGAAAGCCGAACGGACUGUUAUUUCAGCACGGGAAACUAUAAAGCCAUGGAAAUAGAUGUGAAGAAAGAAAGCCUUUCAUCUGUGCAGCAGCUCGGUGUUGAAAUGACAGUCAGAUAUGGAAAAUAUUUAAACUUGCUAAAAGAAGAUGCUGAAAAUGGGCUGUGUUUUGUGUUAAUGAAUUGUGAGAAAUUCCUGAAACAACAGCAAAGAACUGUGGUAUCUUCACUUUGCUGCUUGCAGGAGCGCUAUGCUGGCUAUGACUGGUUUGCAUCUUCCAUCUUCCUCAUAAUGUCAGGGGACAGGGAGAGGACGCUGACGUUUCUUCAGCAAUUUUCAUGUCUUCUUGUUUCAGCAUUUCUCUGGCUACCAAGACUGCAUUUAUCUAUUCACCUGCCUAUUACAACAGUGGAAUAUGGCAUCCAUCCAGUCUAUUUUUGCAGUGCUCACCACAUUGAAAUGUUGCUGAAAGCUGAGUUGCCACUUGUCUGUUCAGCCUUCCACAUGUCUGGCUUCACUCCAUCCCAGAUUUGUCUGCAGUGGAUAACUCAGUGUUUCUGGAAUUACAUGGACUGGAGUGAGAUCUGUCACUACAUUGCUAUCUGUAUUUUACUUGGUCCUGAUUAUCAAAUAUAUAUGUGUAUUUCUGUGUUCAGACACCUACAGCAAGACAUUCUGAAGCACACUGAAGCCCAAGAUCUUCAGGUUUUUCUUAAAGAAGAAGCACUCCAUGGAUUUCGAGUGAGUGAUUAUUUAGACUACAUGGAAAAGUUGGAGGCAAUCUACAGACCUAUGCUGCUGAAAGACAUGAGGACCAUAAGAGUGCAGAAUACAUAGAUGAAGCAAACAAGCACUUUAUUUUCCAGUUUUGGUUACAUCCUUUAAAAGGAUGCUGAUUGAUUGAUUGAUUGAUUGAUUGAUACAUCAGUCUCACCUAAAAUCAGCCAGGCUGUUUAAAUGUACAUACUGUAAAAAAAAAUAGCAAGGGUUUUCAGAAUAUAGUUUUUCAAAAUGAAGUACCUUAAGUUUGAUGACCAAAUUUUCCCAUACAGGCUAUGUGCACAGUCUCAUUUUCAGUUAGCAGAAGGCAGCUUCAGAACCCACGUGUAGGAUGCUUGAUCUUAUAAAGCCUUGAACCUCUUCCCAAGUCAUUGUAUCAUUGUCAUCUCCUUGUUGCAGUCCUAAAACCUUCAUAUUUUGUUAGGGUCUGACAAAGGGAAUUUUUUUUCUAUUUAGGAACAACUGUGUGUUCAUGUACAUGAGAAGUCAACAAAUGAAAAACAAAUUCUCUGUUCUGACUUUGUGGAUAAUGUUGAGAAAAUGGGAUGUUCAAAUAUAUGCAAUGAAAAAAACACUUUAUAUUCCUGUCUUUUUAAAAAUAAAAUAAAUAAUUUUAUGUUAUAAAACAUAA
Messenger RNA from Pseudopipra pipra, 5447 nucleotides. RefSeq names its product TBC1 domain family member 32 (gene TBC1D32). Lineage: Eukaryota; Metazoa; Chordata; Aves; Passeriformes; Pipridae. Bases 956 to 4873 code for a protein of 1305 amino acids. Gene Ontology annotation, biological process: Golgi to plasma membrane protein transport. The transcript is spliced from 34 exons. The record is from RefSeq and is a predicted model, not a curated record. Gene Ontology annotation, cellular component: trans-Golgi network.